AUGCUUCGCCAUCUCAACAACCUCCUCAUCCUCCUCCGCCUCCGUCGCGCCUCCCCCUGGAAUCCUCGGACCCCGCUCGACUGGCUGCUCGCCUCCCCGCUCCAGUGGCUCACCUCGCUGCUCUACCGCCACGUCCUGCUCCCCCUCCGCGGCCGGCCCUUCCAUCCUCCCAGCAGCAGGUGGAGGAGGAGGCGCCCGAUCCGCGUCGUCUGCCUCUCCGACACCCACAACCUCGUCCCGGACCACCGCUCCCCCACCACCGCCAUCCCGGACGGCGACCUGCUCAUCCACUGCGGUGACCUGACCGUCGGCGGAACACCGGCCGAGAUCCAGCGGCAGGUCGACUGGCUGCGCGGGCUCGGCCAUCGCUGGAAAGUCGUCGUCGGGGGUAAUCACGACUCGUGGCUCGACGAGCGGGUGAGAACGCGGACGGGUGAAGAGGAGGGCGGGGAGGAGGAGGAGGAGGAGGGCGGGGAGGUGGAUUGGACCGGGAUCGAGUACCUCUGCGACAGGGCGGUCGAGCUCGAGUUCGAAGGCGGCAGGCGGCUCAACGUGUACGGGUUCGGGGCGGUGCCGCGGUGCGGCGAGGGGUUCGCAUUCCAGUAUGACAGGGACAAGCAUCCAUGGCGGGGACGGGUGCCGGAGGAGACGGAUGUCUUGGUGACGCACACGCCGCCGGCUUACCACCUCGACCUCGGCCUCGGCUGCGCCGGCCUGCUCGACGAGGUCUGGCGCGUCAAGCCCAAGCUGCACGUCUUCGGGCACGUCCACUACGGCCACGGCAAGGAGGCCGUCUACUACGACGAGUGCCAGCGGGCGUACGAGUCGCUCAUGGCGCGGCCGGCCGCGGGGCCCCUGCGGGACCUCGUGUCGGUCGCCCGCUGGAGGGACGCCUUCAACGUGCUCUGGUACGGCGUCGCCAGCAUCCUGUGGAAGUGGAUCAUGCUCGGCCCGGGCACCAACAACGGCGCCCUCAUGGUCAACGCGUCGCUGAUGUACGGGAACAGCGGGCGCCUACGGAAUCCUGCCAUAGUGGUGGAUCUGUAGGCGGCGGUCGGACCGGGUGAGAAAGG
Molecule: messenger RNA, 1073 nt
Organism: Thermothelomyces thermophilus ATCC 42464
Lineage: Eukaryota; Fungi; Ascomycota; Sordariomycetes; Sordariales; Chaetomiaceae
Exons: 4
Coding region: 1-1047 (348 amino acids)
Molecular function (GO): hydrolase activity
Source: RefSeq, a predicted model, not a curated record